This is a messenger RNA of Anopheles bellator, 1465 nucleotides long. RefSeq lists its product as uncharacterized. The transcript is spliced from 5 exons. Lineage: Eukaryota; Metazoa; Arthropoda; Insecta; Diptera; Culicidae. The coding region runs from base 195 to 1151 and encodes 318 amino acids. The record is from RefSeq and is a predicted model, not a curated record.
AGGAGCGCUGGUCAUAAGGAGUUGCUGUGUCGCCUAACACUUGGUCGCCCCAAAUUGUCCCCAACAAGCUCCUGUUGCCCUGGUGCACCUCGUGGCUAGUGCACAGUGAGUCGGCCGGAUAGAGCUGCCCACGGAGUGUUGUAGCACGCGAAGCGACUAGACUCUCAGACCCUCAGUGACCGAGAGUCCGGAGCAUGUCGGACACGGAGGCGGACGCGAAUGGGAGCACCAACGGUGAACCGGGUGGCACGGCGGUUACCAACGGCUCCCAGCAGCUGCUGCCCUCACAGAAGGUGCUGGAGGAGGAGGAAGCGGAGCGGUUGGCCGAGGAGGAACGGAAACGUAACCGUGAGCCGCCCAUCAUCUUCUCCGAGGUUGAUUCGAAGCUGGAGCUGGAACGACUGGUGGACUUCGUCGACGGUAAGCUGUCGGAGGAGGAACAGGAAGCGGUGGACCAGCUGCACCAGUACCUGCUGCUGGGCGAGGGCGCCUGGACGUUCGGCGACUGCUUUCUGGUGUUCGUCGGGCGCAUCUUCCGCGACCAGCAGUGCUUCUCGACGGACGUGCGCGUCCACCUGCUGCGGGCGCUCGCCAACGCCGCCCUCAAGGAGGACAUCAUACUGCUGCUGCACCAGGACCGCAAGGACCACGUGCUGAUGAACUUCGCCCAGGACAUCGACCGGCACCCACCGGAGGAGCAGCAGUCGAUCGCACUGUUCAUGUGCAACCUGUUCGAGAACAACAACGCGUCCGAGUGGCUGCUGUACAUCUCCGAGUGGAGCUACAACGGCCAGACGACGUCCAACAUCCGGGCGACGACGAAGGUGGCCGUCCACUGUCUGCUCGCCGCCUGCCCCCGGUUGCAGGACAUCGGUACGGCGCUCGUGCACAACAUUGCCUGCAAGGAGGUGAAGACGGUCGUGUUCGACGACGUGGCGGUCGAAAUAUCGAUGGCGCUGCUCCAGUUCUUCAACAACGCACCCAACGAGGAGCACCUCUUCCGCACGAUGAAGGCACUGGCCAAGUUCGUUCAGGUCUCACCGGAUGUGCCCCAGUUUGUGCAGAUGAUCGGACCGCACCCGAAGAACUUCAAGGGCAAAAGCGAACGGGUCGACACACUGAUCGAGCAGAUCAGCAAAAAAGUACGCUAGCACACUGCUAACAAUUUCGUGGAAGCGUGGGAGCGGAGGAGCUGGAAAGGCGGGGGGACGGCGGUCCCCGCCAUUAGAUCAACCAUUAGAGACUCCCGCGCAGUCCCCCGCAUUAUUAGAUCAGGUGUAUCAGGAUUACUAUGUUGAUGGUCGUCAAUGGAGUCGUUGGUCGUUGAUGGAGCAUUUGCCUAGGGAUAGGGAUAGAAACAAUACAUAUCACAUGCCCUCAAGUCCAGACACACACACACACAUACAGACACACAGUCGAUGCUUUAUUAACUGACGAAAGAAGCAGCCGGCAACCACAGUCGAAA